AUAUAUCAGGCCAUCAGAAGGAUUUGUAUAAAGAGUGACUCUCCUAUGAAGGUAAAGGCCACCCCCCUUCAGUUCCAGUGACUGAGAUACAUUUUUCCAAUCCCGGGGGCAAAUACAGACACAGCAAGUUCCUUCUUCCCUUUGGAAAUUUGGCAGAAAUCCUCACUGGACGGCUUCCUGUUUCCUGUGGUUCAUUAUCUGAUUGGCUGCAGGGAUGAAAGUUUUUAAGCUCAUAGGAGUGAUGAUCCUCCUCACCUCUGCGUUUUCAGCCUGUUCAGGGCAAAGUCCAAUGACUGUGCUGUGCUCCAUAGACUGGUUCAUGGUCACAGUGCACCCCUUCAUGCUAAACAACGAUGUGUGUGUACACUUUCAUGAGCUACACUUGGGCCUGGGUUGUCCCCCAAACCAUGUUGAGCCACACGCCUACCAGUUCACCUACCGUGUUACUGAAUGUGGCAUCAGGGUCAAAGCUGUCUCUCAGGACAUGGUUAUCUACAGCACUGAAAUACACUACUCUUCUAAGGGCACGCCAUCUAAGUUUGUGAUCCCAGUGUCAUGUGCUGCACCCCUAAAGUCCCCAUGGCUCACCAAGCCCUGCUCCAUGAGAGUAGCCAGCCAGAGCAGGGCCAUAGCCCAGAAGGAUGAGAAAUGCUACGAGGUGUUCAGCUUGUCACAGUCCAGCCAAAGGCCCAACUGCGACUGUCCACCUUGUGUCUUCAAUGAAGAAGAGCAUACCCAGGUCCCUUGUCACCAAGCAGGGGCUCAGGAGGCCCAACCUCUGCAGCCAUCUCACUUUCUCGAUAUUUCUGAGGAUUGGUCUCUUCACGCAGAUGAUAUGAUUGGGUCCAUGUGAUCCUCAGGUUUGGGGUCUCCUGAAGAUGCUAUUUCUAGAAUUAGUAUAUAGUGUACAAAUAUCUGACAAAUAAGUGCUCUUGUGGCCCUCAUGUGAGCACUUUUGAGAAAGAGCAACCUAUAGCAACUUCAUGAAUUAAGCCUUUUUCUAUAUUUUUAUAUUCAUGUGUAAACAAAAAUAAAAUUCUGAUC
Messenger RNA from Piliocolobus tephrosceles (Ugandan red Colobus), 1044 nucleotides. It is a transcript of the gene PLAC1, whose product is annotated as placenta enriched 1. The transcript is spliced from 2 exons. Bases 215 to 853 code for a protein of 212 amino acids. Lineage: Eukaryota; Metazoa; Chordata; Mammalia; Primates; Cercopithecidae. The record is from RefSeq and is a predicted model, not a curated record.